CAGGAGCUCGACGAACUCAACAUCGAGUGUCGGCAGUCGCUCCAGGACCUGUCGCAGGCGCAGAAGCAGUUCGAGCGGCUCAAGCGCCUGCACAAGAAGCACGUGAGCAUUAAGGAGAUGGCGGAGGAGGCGCUGCCGCCGCUUCGGGAGCAGAAGGACGACCUGGUGAAGGAGGUCAAGAUGCAGGAGGACGAGCUCAAGCGGCAGAAGAGGCUGCUCGAGGACAUCCAGGGCGAGGUGGACCUCUUCAUAGGAGCGUACCUGAAGCAGGAGUCCCUGGAGAAGGAGAAGAAGGACGAGUACGACGAAAUCACCCGCUCCAUGGAUGACAUGCAGAGGGAGCUGAAGGAUAUGAAGGACGACGAGCAGAAGAGAGAAGCGGACUUUAAGACGCUGGCCGCCAUCCGGGAGAAGCUCGCGCGCGACGCGUCGGUCGCACACCGCCUCUGCCGCGAGACGGGCGACGAGGUUGCAAUGAAGGCGCUGGAGGAGCUCGACCUCCGGAAGAAAUACCAGGAGAUCAGCCAGAAGCAAAAGGAGUUUUGUACCAUGUAUGAGGUGGUCAAGAACGAGAGGAACAAGUACAUGACACAGAUCCAGAAGUCCUCGCAGCACCUCUCGGAGAUGAAGGAGAAGCUGAAGAUCCUGCAGAACGAGGU
Prorocentrum cordatum is the source of this 659-nucleotide messenger RNA. The record is from the annotation of a GenBank genome assembly. NCBI's taxonomy places the organism in Eukaryota, Dinophyceae, Prorocentrales, Prorocentraceae.